Molecule: messenger RNA, 2418 nt
Organism: Closterium sp. Naga37s-1
Lineage: Eukaryota; Viridiplantae; Streptophyta; Zygnematophyceae; Desmidiales; Closteriaceae
Source: the annotation of a GenBank genome assembly
AUGCGCUGGGCAGUCGGGUCAGUAUACGCACCUACGAUGGGCUCCUCUAGAUUGGACUUUUUUCCAUCACCACGCAUUCAUUCUCCCGCUUUCCAUCACCCUGGCCCAUUCUCCUACUUUCCAUCACCCUUCCCCAUUCUCCCGAUUUCCAUCACCCCGCCCCAUUCUCCCGCUUUCCAUCACCCCGCCCCAUUCUUCCGCUUUCCAUCACCCCGCCCCAUUCUCCCUCCUUCCAUCACCCUGCCCCAUUCUCCCUCCUUCCAUCACCCCGCCCCAUUCUCCCGCUUUCCAUCACCCCGCCCCAUUCUCCCGCUUUCCAUCACCCUGCCCCAUUCUCCCGCUUUCCUUCACCCCGGCCCAUUCUCCCGCUUUCCAUCACCCCGCCCCAUUCUCCCGCUUUCCAUCACCCCGCCUCAUUCUCUCGCUUUCCAUCACCCCGCCCCAUUCUCCCGCUUUCCAUCACCCCGCUCCAUUCUCCCUCUUUCCAUCACCCCGCCCCAUUCUCCCGCUUUCCAUCACCCCGCCCCAUUCUCCCGCUUUCCAUCACCCCGACCCAUUCUCCCUCCUUCUAUCACCCCGCCCCAUUCUCCCUCCUUCCAUCACCCCGCCCCAUUCUCCCGCCUUCCAUCACCCCGCCCCAUUCUCCCGCUUUCCAUCACCCCGCCCCAUUCUCCCGCUUUCCAUCACCCCGCCCCAUUCUCCCGCUUUCCAUCACCCCGCCCCAUUCUCCCGCUUUCCAUCACCUCGCCCCAUUCUCCCGCUUUCCAUCACCCCGCCCCAUUCUCCCUCCUUCCAUCACCCCGCCCCAUUCUCCCUCCUUCCAUCACCCCGCCCCAUUCUUCCACUUUCCAUCACUCCGCCCCAUUCUCCCUCCUUCCAUCACCCCGCCCCAUUCUCCCGCCUUCCAUCACCCCGCCCCAUUCUCCCGCUUUCCAUCACCCCGCCCUAUUCUCCCGCUUUCCGUCACCACGCCCCAUUCUCCCUCCUUCCAUCACCCCACCCCAUUCUCCCUCCUUCCAUCACCCCGCCCCAUUGUCCCGCUUUCCGUCACCCAGCCCCAUUCUCCCACUUUCCAUCACCCCGCCCCAUUCUCCCUCCUUCUCUUACCCCGCCCCAUUCUCCCUCCUUCCAUCACCCCGCCUCAUUCUCCCGCUUUCUAUCACCCCGCCCCAUUCUCCCGCUUUCCAUCACCCCGCCCCAUCCUCCCUCCUUCCAUCACCCCGCCCCAUUCUACCGCUUUCCAUCACCCCGCCCCAUUCUCCCGCUUUCCAUCACCCCGCCCCAUUCUCCCGCUUUCCAUCACCCCGCCCCAUUCUCCCGCUUUCCAUCACCCCGCCCCAUUCUCCCGCUUUCUAUCACCCGCCCCAUUCUCCCGUUUUCCAUCAUCCCGCCCCAUUCUCCCUCCUUCCAUCACCCCGCCCCAUUCUCCCUCCUUCCAUCACCCCGUCCCAUUCUCCCGCUUUCCAUCACCGCGCCUCAUUCUCCCGCUUUCCAUCACCCCGCCCCAUUCUCCCGCUUUCCAUCACCCCGCUCUAUUCUCCCGCUUUCCAUCACCCCGCCCCAUUCUCCCACUUUCCAUCACCCCGCCCCGUUCUCCCUCCUUCCAUCACCCCGCCCCAUUCUCCCACCUUCCAUCACCCCGCCCCAUUCUCCUGCUUUCCAUCACCCCGCCACAUUCUCCCGCUUUCCAUCACCCCGCCCCAUUCUUUCGCUUUCCAUCACCCCGCCCCAUUCUCCCGCUUUCCAUCACCCCACCCUAUUCUCUCGCUUUCCAUCACCCCGCCCCAUUCUCCCACUUUCCACCACACCGCCCCAUUCUCCCGCUUUAAAUCACCCCGCCCCAUUCUCCUGCCUUCCAUCACCCCGCCCCAUUCUCCCGCUUUCCAUCACCCCUCCCUAUUCUCCCGCUUUCCGUCACCACGCCCCAUUCUCCCUCCUUCCAUCACCCCGCCCCAUUCUCCCUCCUUCCAUCACCCAGCCCCAUUCUCCCACUUUCGAUCACCCCGCCCCAUUCUCCCUCCUUCUCUCACCCCGGCCCAUUCUCCCGCUUUCCAUCACCCAGCCCCAUUCUCCCACUUUCCAUCACCCCGCUCCAUUCUCCCACUUUCCAUCACCCCGCCCCAUUCUCCCUCCUUCUCUCACCCCGCCCCAUUCUCCCUCCUUCCAUCACCCCGCCCCAUUCUCCCUCCUUCCAUCACCCCGCCUCAUUCUCCCGCUUUCCAUCACCCCGCCCCAUUCUCCCGCUUUCCAUCACCCCGCCCCAUUCUCCCGCUUUCCAUCACCCCGCCCCAUUCUCCCGCUUUCCAUCACCCCGCCCCAUUCUCCCGCUUUCCAUCACCCCGCCCCAUUCUCCCUCCUUCCAUCACCCCGCCCCAUUCUCCCUCCUUCCAUCACCCCGCCCCAUUCUCCCGCGCUUGA